AUGGCAAACGAUUUAGAUUUAAAGAAUAAUUUUGAAUGCAAAUUGAAUGAAAUGUUAGCCGAUUUGGAUAAUCAUGAUUUUUUACAAUCAUUUCCUACUCGUUCGAAUGUAAAAUAUGAUAUUUCAAUUCAAAAUCCAAGUCUUGCUAGUUUGAAGAAAAAAAUCGAUCAUUUCUUUCAACAGUAUCCAGCUAUUAUUAGUGACAUAAAAAAUCACUUUUACGAAGAUCUUAUCAUGUAUGCUGUUAAAUGUACAUUUGAUCCAUCAUUUACUAACGAUGAUAUUACUCGAACAAAUGAAUUGUUUAAUAAUUUUUUCAUUCAACAAGAAAAACAUAUCAAAAUCAUAUUUGAUCAUUUUUUUGAUGAUGUUAAACCACUCAUCUUAAAGAGUAAAUUUUCACAUUCCAAAGUAUUAUAUCAUUCGAUCAAUGUCGUACCAAAAUUUGUAGCACGUGAAGUGUCUAUAACUUGUUUGAAAAAAUUAGGAGCAUCAAUUUUAACAUCAUUCAUGUAUUCAAAUCAGACGAAUUCGGCUCAACAUCAAGAUGAAAGUUUGUUUAUACGAUCAUCACCAUUAACAUAUUCAUUUUUAAAUAAACGACUUCUAUGUACUAUGCUUGCUUUAUAUAUCUUUUUGAAGUGUUAA
Molecule: messenger RNA, 648 nt
Organism: Rotaria sp. Silwood1
Lineage: Eukaryota; Metazoa; Rotifera; Eurotatoria; Philodinida; Philodinidae
Source: the annotation of a GenBank genome assembly